Messenger RNA from Chondrus crispus (carragheen), 519 nucleotides. RefSeq lists its product as hypothetical. Lineage: Eukaryota; Rhodophyta; Florideophyceae; Gigartinales; Gigartinaceae. The coding region runs from base 1 to 210 and encodes 69 amino acids. The record is from RefSeq and is a predicted model, not a curated record. The transcript has 2 exons.
AUGAGUGUGGAGUCCACACUCAUACUACACGUCUUCCGUCCACACUGCGGACGGAAGACGUGUAGUAUCUGGAUCGGAGGAUAUGAGUGUGCGGGUGUGGGACGUGGAGACGGAAGCACAAGUUGGGGAGGCGUUAGUUGGACACACGGGUUCGGUGGUGUGCGUUGCGAUGAGUGGGGACGGAAGACGUGUGGUAUCUGGAUCGUUUGACAAGAGCGUGCGGGUGUGGGAUGUUGAGAGAGGGAUCACACUUCAUACCGGGAGGUUCGAGGAUUAGGAAGAAAUCACGAGUCGGUUCCUGAGGAGGGCAGACUUGGGUACUGCUUCUCGCGCAGGACGAACAUCACAAAUAUUUUCAAGGUACGGAGAAAGGUACGGAGAAAUGUGCAAAGGCGAGAGGAUGGGUCUGAGGCUGUCUUGGCCCAGUUGGACAAUGCGUUAGACUUGCAGAUGGACCCCGAUCACGAGGUCGCAGUUGCAAGGACGGGCCAUCUGGUUGCUAUCAUGAAGCUAGUUGUG